CUCAAUGACGGCAACAAGAUCCCUCUUGUGGGCCUCGGCACUUGGCUCUCCCCACCCGGAGAGGUCAAGAAGGCGGUGGUGCAUGCGGUCAAGACUGGCUACCGCCACCUGGAUCUUGCCAAGAUCUACCAGAAUCAGCACGAAGUUGGAGAGGCGUUGAAAGAGCUGAUCCCAUCCGUCGUCAAGCGCGAGGAUCUCUUCAUCACUUCCAAGUUGUGGAACAAUGUUCACAAGCCUCACCUCAUCGAGGCGGGUCUGGACGACACGCUCAAAGAGUUGGGUACAGACUAUUUGGAUCUCUACCUCAUUCAUUGGCCCGUCCCUCUAGACUCUGGCGACGACGUGACCAACUUGGUUCCCAAGGGCGAGGAAAAGAACAGCAAGGGCGACGCAUUCGCCACGUUGGAUCUCAAGACGACGCUGGUAGACACUUGGAAAGGCUUGAUCGACUUGCAAAAGAAGGGCAAAGUCAAGUCGAUUGGAGUUUCCAACUUUAUCCCUUCUCACAUCGAAGGUAUCGUCAAAGCUACCGGUGUUGUGCCCGCAGCGAAUCAGAUCGAGCUGCAUCCCUUGCUGCCUCAAAAGGAUCUGGUAGAGUACUCCAAGAUCAAGGGCAUUCACGUCACUGCAUACUCGCCAUUCGGUAAUCCUGGUGGCUACGGCAAGAACGGAGUUGAUAUUUUGGGAUCGAAACAGGUGCAAAAGGUGGCCAAGGAACAUGGUGUGGAUGCUGGACAGGUGCUGCUCGCCUGGGGCAUUCAACGCGGCUACUCUGUCAUUCCCAAGAGCGUCAACCCGUCUCGUAUCGAAAACAACUUUAAGCAGAUUAAGCUCAGCCAAGAGCAGUUCGAGGAGGUUUCAAGCUUGAUUCAAGAGCACGGUCAUGCGCGAUUCAACAUUCCCAUCGACUAUCCUUGGAACAUCAACGUGUUUAACGAGGACAGCGAGUACAAGGCAAAGCACGAGGUCAACAUUGGCGCUUAGGGCUCGCUAUUUUCCAAAGCGAGCCUCUUUUUGCCCUUUUUUUUUGCUUUGCUCUGAUCUGCUGUCCAACGCACAUCUACUCUCCUUCUUCGCCUUUGCUGUUCUCGAAAACGCAGCGGCAGAAGCGAGCGAUGUGGAAGAUGAUGCUAGAUUGAAAAUUUCUUAGAUGCAAAAAGAAACGUCCAUCCGUCUGACGGAUGCGAGAAGGAGAUGCCAUUCGUGCAAGCUAGCCAGCCAGCCAUGAGCCUUUUUUUCUCUCCCCCAGGAAAAAAGAAGAAAUGUUGGAAAAUGACAAAAUUUUUUUGGGACGUGUGUGUG
Molecule: messenger RNA, 1302 nt
Organism: Ceraceosorus guamensis
Lineage: Eukaryota; Fungi; Basidiomycota; Exobasidiomycetes; Ceraceosorales; Ceraceosoraceae
Product: Aldo/keto reductase
Exons: 3
Cellular component (GO): cytosol
Molecular function (GO): aldose reductase (NADPH) activity
Source: RefSeq, a predicted model, not a curated record